AUGGCGCAAGGGAUCCAUGUUCUCGGCAUACUCCUCUCUCUUUUUUUCGGUCAAGCAAUAUCACUUAAGAUCGCAACGUCUUUGCAGUGGAUUGAAUAUACACCACAGCCCUAUGCUAUCAAAAACUUCUAUAAAGGGACCGAUACUGCUACACUAUCAAGCGGAGGUGUCGCUAACCUCGCCACUGACAGCAGUCUGGACCUUGCCGCAAACGCGGAGACUCAGGGCCUUAAACAGUACGCCUCCCACAAAAACCUUCGCCUUAUCUAUGUCAUUGUGGAAGUUGGAUAUCGUAUGGUGGCCAACCAAGCUGCGGGUAUCACUAAGAUCGGCGACCUGAAGGGCAAAAGAAUCGGAACAAUGCAAGGGACCUCAGCAAGCUAUUUUGUCAACAAGCUUUUGGGUAGUGCCAAUCUCAAAAGCUCCGACUACACUAUCGUUUCCGGCAGCGUGUGUAUGAAAACUCCAUGCGGUUCUGGGACUUUUCCUUCGAUGAUUACUGGGAAGAAAAUCGAUGCUUUCGGUAUUUGGGAACCAGCAGUUGAACUUGGUGCUAAAUCGUUGGGAAGUAGUGCUGUCAUAUUCCAAAACGUUUCAAUCUACCGAGAAGUGUACAGUUUAUACAGCACGACGGAGAAAUUGAACAACAUAGCCACCAGGAAGAAUAUUGUCGCUUAUGUGAAAGCAUUAAACCAGACAUUGGAUGUUUUCAGGAAUCGUCCAGAAAGUGUUUAUGCGACGGUUGGAGGAAAUGUUGGUGUCGAUGCAUCAGUUGUUCAGGCGGUAUGGCCUGUCCACAAGUGGAGUGGAACUAUACCAUCAGAUCUUGUCGAUUUCCUGGUUGUGGAGGACGCAUAUUUGGCGCAAAGCGAUAAAAGAGCAGUGACUUCGAAGGCAGAUCUCACAAAAUUUAUUGAUUCGAGCGUGAUUGCCGAUGCUCAAAGGAUCUAA
Molecule: messenger RNA, 951 nt
Organism: Glarea lozoyensis ATCC 20868
Lineage: Eukaryota; Fungi; Ascomycota; Leotiomycetes; Helotiales; Helotiaceae
Product: Periplasmic binding protein-like II
Exons: 1
Coding region: 1-951 (316 amino acids)
Source: RefSeq, a predicted model, not a curated record